Molecule: messenger RNA, 573 nt
Organism: Vitis riparia (riverbank grape)
Lineage: Eukaryota; Viridiplantae; Streptophyta; Magnoliopsida; Vitales; Vitaceae
Exons: 2
Coding region: 37-378 (113 amino acids)
Cellular component (GO): mitochondrion
Source: RefSeq, a predicted model, not a curated record
AACGGAAGUAAAAAAAUUCAGGAAUCAAUUGGGAAAAUGGAGUGGGGAAACAGAGUGAUGAGUAUUGCAGGGAGAGCAGCAAACAACAACACAGUCAUCAACGUGCUCUUGGUAGGAUCAUUCGCGGCCUUAACCGUGAGAUCAGUGAACCAACAAAGGAACAUUGAAGCCCUAGAAGCAGAGAAGGAGUCGCUGGUCAAGACCAAUAAAGCCCUCAAGAAGACCGUGUGGGAUUGGAAACAGCAGCUCUUUGCCGAACCACAGCCCGUCCCUCUCGCUAGGCUCAAAGCCAUUUACGGCGAAGCCCCACCUCUUCAAACUGCAGGAGAUGCUGAGAAGGAAGAUUCAAAAUCAUCUGUCCCUAAAUUUAUGGUCUGAACUUGCCUACUGUCAAAUUGAAUUUCUAAUGAGCUAGAGUGCCCAUUAGAUGCCUCAUUUAACCGGCAUUCUGACCAGGAAAUACAUAGGGAUGAGAACUUCUGUACUCUCUGUGUUCAAUUAAUAAAAUUUCAAUUUCUUUGCAAAUUUUUUUAAGGCAAAAUUUAAUUGCAUACUGUAAUUUUUGGAGGACAA